CCAGAAAAAAAAAAAAAAAAAACGGGAAGAAAGAAAGAAAAAAAAAAAACCGCUCUCCCUUUGAGGUUGGUUUCAUUUUCCACUGCAGACCACCACUGCAUCACAUCUCCGGAGUCCAGACUGAAAGCAAAGUCAUGGCAGUACAUUCACAAACUACUACAAUUGUGACAUCCCAGCAUGUCUCCUCUGGUACCUGGACUACAGGCAUCUGUGACUGCUGUUCUGAUAUGAGCACUUGUUGCUGUGCCCUUUGGUGUUUCCCGUGUAUGCAGUGUCAGACUGUGUCUCAGUUUGGCUGGUGUUUCUGUAUGCCGUUACUGGACUGCUGCAUGGUGGUGUCUUGCUGUCUCCGCCAGAAGAUGAGAGAGCAAUAUAACAUUCAUGGUUCCUGCUGCGAUGAUUUUUGCACUAUCUUCUGCUGUUAUCCUUGUGCCUGGUGUCAGAUGUCUCGUGAAAUCAAGAUUCGUGCUCAUUCUGGGACUGUGGUCACCCAACAAAUUACACGUAGUUAGAGAUCUGUUUUGCUGUGAGUUAUGGGCAAAAAUUAAUGCUGGUGAUAAAAACUGAUGCCCUCUAUCUAGUGGUGAUUCGUAAACAGCAAAGUCCUUUAUAUUGCAUGCUUCACUAUGUUUUUCCUGUUUAUUGUGCUGUUUAUAUAAUAAACAAAUGUUUGUAACUCACUUUUCAUACAAGCUAUAAAAAAAAUAAAAAUAAAUAAAAAUAGGCAUGGCAUGUGAAAAACAGAUAGCAUAAAACAAACAUCAUUAUUGCUUCACAAUGUUAUGGUACAUUUUGUAUUAGUUGAAAAUCAUUCCAGUAAUAAAAUGAUGAGGUAAUAGAAA
Molecule: messenger RNA, 842 nt
Organism: Cyprinus carpio (common carp)
Lineage: Eukaryota; Metazoa; Chordata; Actinopteri; Cypriniformes; Cyprinidae
Product: plac8 onzin related protein 1
Source: RefSeq, a predicted model, not a curated record